Messenger RNA from Gilbertella persicaria, 736 nucleotides. RefSeq lists its product as uncharacterized. NCBI's taxonomy places the organism in Eukaryota, Fungi, Mucoromycota, Mucoromycetes, Mucorales, Choanephoraceae. The record is from RefSeq and is a predicted model, not a curated record. The transcript has a single exon. Bases 200 to 463 code for a protein of 87 amino acids.
GUCCAUUUGAAAUGAAAGAAAUGUCACAAUAAGUUAAAUCAAAUCAAAUGAGACGAACUGUUUUUUUUGGAGACACUUUUUUUAGACACUUUUAGUUUCUUACACGCAGAUAAUCAUAAAGUCUCUUACUUUAGACUAAAGAAUUGUAGCUGUUUAAACUUAACCGGCCUCGAUUGGCUUGUUCUUUAUUUUCUUGAACAUGAUAGUUAUUACUAGAGAACAAGCAAUAUGCAUGUUUUUUCUGCGAGGAAUACAACGAAGAUAUGUCAAAAAACUAACUAAAGAAGUUGAUGAUUUCGUAGAUGGUGAAAUUUGUUAUACAGAAGAUCCAACAAAACCGAUCAUUUUAAUCAAAAGAACUAUCAACCGAAACCCAUUUUUAUACCACAAGUAUCAACCCAGAGAAUCAGUAACCAACGACAUUACAAUUGAGGAACAAAAGCUACAACUCAUAAGUAAUUAACAAAUCAUUUGUAUAUAUCAGAUAUCUCAUUAAACGUCAAUUUUUUAGGACUUUUGCAAUUUCUCAACACAGUCUUUUUUCCUGUUGAUCAACACAAUGAUGAGGUGUAUGAAAACCUUUUGUGUUCAAUGGGCGAUAUCCUGGCUUAUGUUUGGAAGUAUUCAUAUUUACUUGGACAAAAACCCCACUGGCUUUGGAAGAUGGUGUUCAGGAAAAAGGAUUUAUUUGAUUGGCGCUACCGUCAAAAGAAAAAAAAUUAAUACAACAGUGACC